AUUCUGUUCUUAUUCUGUGGCUAUGGUAGGUAACCGUCUGCUUCAAGUAACUAAAAACAGAACAGAUAUGAUUUUGAUUUAUCUAUUCAAGUAUACAAAUACAAGAAGUAGUAUACUCCAUUCUCCUUUUGAUUAAACACUUCAGUUAUUAAGAAUCAAACUAACCUAAUCUAAUGUCUCAUGUUAGUUACUUAAACAAAUUAGUUAAGAACAGAGAUCAAUGUUUUUUCGUGUUUUCUUGUGUGUAACUUGGUUCAAAAGUUAAAAUGAGAAAUGACAUCUUACAAACAAAGAUGCAAAGAAUUCGAAGAUAUUUUGCUUGCAGAAGACAUCGAUUUGGAAAAACUAAGGAUCCUCUGUUUCAAUGGUGUUCCUGAUGAACAUACCCACCGACCAUUAUGUUGGAGGCUAUUAUUCAACUACCUACCACCUUCACGGUGCUCUUGGAGUCAAAUACUGCAAAGAAAAAGGGAACUCUACAGACAAUUUAUAGAUGAGAUGAUUGUAAACCCUGGCGAUGCUGAACCUGGCAACGAGAAUAGAGAGAGAGUCGACGUCACUUUUUCUGAUCAUCCUUUGAAUUGCAACCCGGAUAGCCUCUGGCAAACAUUCUUCAAAGAUAAUGAAGUACUGCUACAAAUUGAUAAAGACGUUAGGCGUUUGUACCCUGAAAUCUCGUUCUUCCAGCAACCCACCGAAUUUCCUUGCCAAGCUAUAGUACACAGCGAAGGAACCAAAAGACUGCACAAAAGAGUGCAACAUUCAGUUCUCAAGUCGGCCAAUGUGGUUAGGAAAGGACUCGGAAUCACAAGGCAGAUAGCUUUAACAGUGCGCAAAGUGCAGGAAGACUAUGCUCCUCUUGCAGAGGGAGCAGAGGCUCACUGGGAAGUUGUUGAAAGAAUUCUAUUUCUGUACGCCAAACUGAAUCCGGGCCAAGGUUAUGUGCAGGGAAUGAAUGAGAUUAUUGGCCCAAUAUAUCACGCAUUUGCUAGCGAUCCCAGUUCUACUUGGAGAGAGUAUGCAGAAGCGGACUGCUUUUUUGUUUUCACAAACCUCAUGUCCGAGAUCAGAGACUUUUUCAUUAAAACAUUGGAUGAAGCGGAGAGCGGCAUCAAUCGACUGAUGAAUCGUCUAAGCGAACAAUUGAGAAACAAUGAUCAUGUUAUAUACACCCAUCUCAAGCAGCAGCAACUAUAUCCUCAAUAUUAUAGUUUCAGAUGGUUAACACUGUUAUUGUCACAAGAGUUUCCUCUGCCCGAUGUUCUCCGAAUAUGGGACUCUUUAUUUUCUGACACUGGCCGAUUCUCUUUCUUGAUCCACAUCUGUUGUGCAAUGAUUAUGCUUUUGCGGGAUCAGCUUCUAUCUAAUGACUUCUCAUCAAAUGUCAAGCUAUUACAGAACUUUCCCCCGGUUGACAUACAAAUUGUCCUGAACAAAGCCGUAGAUCUUGCUGGGAAAAAUGCCAGAAUAAAUAGAUGAGACAUAGCGAGGAGUUUGAGGAAUUUGAUUGAGUUUAUAGUUGAAAUUGUAAGAGAUGAUAGGCAAGAUGAUAUGAUAACCUAUAGAUGUAGGCCUACUGAAAUGAAGAGGAGGAUUACUGUGCAAGCUUUACGGCUUCUAAAUUUACUGUAGUCAAAAACACAGUUAUGUAUUUGUAGGUACGUAAGAUAACUUUCUUUAUGGCAUUUAUUGUAUGCUGUUAAAUUCAAAAUGAAUUGAAUGUAUUGAAUAGCUCAAAGCUCUGCCUCAUAAUUGUAGCAAUAUUUUAAAAUAUUAUUACAGUACUAUUAUUAUUUUUUAUGUAUUUAAUCUACUUCAGAAUUUUAUUACUGUGUAUAAUAAAUUUUAUACUUAUAGCAUACGGUAUAGUGUAUUAAAUAAAACGUAUUUUCCAAUUA
Molecule: messenger RNA, 1898 nt
Organism: Nilaparvata lugens (brown planthopper)
Lineage: Eukaryota; Metazoa; Arthropoda; Insecta; Hemiptera; Delphacidae
Product: TBC1 domain family member 13
Exons: 11
Coding region: 274-1479 (401 amino acids)
Biological process (GO): intracellular protein transport; activation of GTPase activity
Molecular function (GO): GTPase activator activity
Source: RefSeq, a predicted model, not a curated record